Molecule: messenger RNA, 1248 nt
Organism: Botrytis fragariae
Lineage: Eukaryota; Fungi; Ascomycota; Leotiomycetes; Helotiales; Sclerotiniaceae
Product: putative fad binding domain protein
Exons: 4
Coding region: 1-1248 (415 amino acids)
Molecular function (GO): FAD binding
Source: RefSeq, a predicted model, not a curated record
AUGGCUGAGAAUCCUUUAAGCGUCGUGAUUGUUGGAGGUUCCCUCACUGCUCUAUUCCAUGGAAUCGUGCUUCGAAGACUUGGACAUAAUCAAAUGAGUCUUGGAGCCGGUAUAGCUGCCAUGGAACACGUCCAAGCCUUCAUUGAGAAAUAUGACGAGACAAAGACACCAUACUCUGUAACGAGUCCAAAUGUCCAAUAUCUCGAUCAAAAUGUCAAAGUCAAAAGCACGUGGAAUAUCUCCAUUGCAAUGACCAGCUGGAAGAUUCUAUAUAACGUCAUGAGAGCUAAUUUCGACGGUUUGACAAGUGACAUUUGUGCUCAACCUCCCAAGCUAACGGGGCGGCGGGGGGCGGCUAUCUAUGAACACGGGAAGGAAGUGACUGAAGUCGAAUACAAUGAUGGGCUAGUCACUGUCAAAUGCCGUGAUACGGGAACUGAAAUAUACGAAACAGUUCACGCUGAUCUCGUCCUUGUAGCUGAUGGAUCUUCUUCAAAAGUACGCCAGGCUUUGCAACCAAAUCUAAAGCAUAGUUAUGCGGGGUAUGUUGCCUGGAGAGGAACUGCGCCUGAACGUGAGAUUUCUGAAAAAACCAAAGCAACAUUCGCGUGCAAGACGACGUUCUUUGCGUACAAGCGCGGCUACAUUGUUCUUUAUACUAUCCCCGGUGAAGAUGGAAAUACUUCCCCUGGCCACCGACAACUCAAUUGGGUCUGGUACAAUCAACAUCCUGAGAGCUCACAGGAGUACAUUGACGUGAUGACGGAUAUUGAUGGGCAUAGGCACCGUACUACCUUACCCAUUGGAAAGGUAGACCCCCAAAAAUGGGAGCGUCAGAAAGCUCUCGCCCUUGGUAUCCUCCCUGAGUCUUUUGCCGAAAUGGUCCAAAAGACCACCAAACCAUUCAUCUCCGCCGUCAACGAUCGCGAAAUCGCCAAACCUUCCAUGUUUGAUAGAAAAUUACUUUUCGUGGGUGAUUCGCUUGCGACAUUUCGUCCGCAUGUGGCUUCGAGUACUAAUCAGGCGGCGCUGAAUGCACAGCUGCUGGAACAGUUGAUGAGGGGGGAGAUUAGCUCUGAGGAAUGGGAGGCUAAGGUUCUCGCUUUUGCAAAUUUUACGAAAGUGAGGAGUGAACUUUGGGGGGCUUAUUAUGUAUUUGGGAUUGCGACGCCAAUUUUUGUGUCGACGUUCUUUCGUUAUUGGAAAACGGUUGUUGUGCAAGCUUUCUGGAGGCGUAUUUACGGUUAG